AUGAGGAAGCUCGCUGCGGGCUUCCUUCUCUCACUCCUGAAGGUGCUGCUCUUGCCUUCGUCAGCUGCCCCAGGCCAGGAUUCCAUUUCGGCCUCCACUCCCGGCAGCCCUCUCUCCCCCAAUGAAUAUGAACGCUUCUUCGCACUGCUGACCCCCACCUGGAAGGCAGAGACUACCUGCCGUCUCCGCGCAACUCACGGCUGCAGGAAUCCCACCCUCGUCCAGCUGGACCAAUAUGAGAAUCACGGCUUGGUGCCCGAUGGCGCUGUUUGCUCCGACCUCCCUUAUGCCUCUUGGUUUGAAUCCUUCUGCCAGUUUACUCAGUACCGUUGCUCCAACCACAUCUACUAUGCCAAGAGGGUCCGAUGCUCCCAGCCAGUCUCAAUUCUCUCACCUAACACUGACAAAGAGAUAGAUUCUUCCACUGAAGCCCAGCCCACCUCAAUGACCUCCCCAGCGUCAUCCCACAAUACAGCCACGGAACGGCAGGCCUUCCAGCCCUGGCCUGAACUGCUCAACAACAAUGUGGAGGAGCUGCUGCAAGCCUCCAUGUCCCUGGGAGGCCCCGAGCGAGUGGCAGAGCACAAGCAGGAUCAAGGGCAGGAGCACAAGCAGGAUCAAGGGCAGGAGCACAAGCAGGAUCAAGGGCAGGAGCACAAACAGGAUAAACAGGAGGAAGAGCAGGAGCAAGAGGAACAGGAAGAGGAGGACGAAGAAGAGGAGGAGGAGGAGGAGGAGGAGGAAGAGGGGAAGCAGGAGGAAGGACAGGGGACGGGGGAGGGACUUCGUACCUUGUAUGGGCUACAGACAGACACGGAGCCCAAGCACCAGGCUGGUUUAUCUUUCAACCCUUUCUCCUUCACUGCCCGUGUACGGGAAGUGGCGUCUACACCUAUGAUGAUAGAUAACAUCCAAGAGCUUAUUCGAUCUGCCCAGGAAAUGGAGGAAAUGGGUGAUACGUAUGAGGAAGACUCUGUUUGGAGAAGCCAAAACUCGGGCAGCCUCUUGCAGCUGCCCCAUGUGGAAGCCUUACUGGUGAUGUGCUAUUCUAUUGUGGAGAACUCCUGCAUCAUGACCCCCACAGCCAAGGCCUGGCAGCACUUGGAGGAUGAGGUCCUUGGUUUCGGGAAGACGGUCUGUGACAGCCUCGGGCGGCACCACCUAGCUAUCUGUCCCCUCUGUGCCUUCUGCUCCCUGAAGCUGGAGCAAUGCCAAUCGGAGUCCAACUUGCAGCGGCAGCAAUGUGACAAGUCCCACAAAACUCCCUUCGUGAGCCCCUUGCUCUCAUCCCAGAGCAUGUCCAUCGGCAUCCAGAUGGGAACCCUAAAAUCGGGCCGCUAUUAUGGGCUGGAUUUUUAUGGCGGGCUCCGCAUGGACUUCUGGUGUGCCCGACUAGCCACGAAGGGCUGUGAAGAUAGUCGAGUAGCCGGCUGGCUCCAGAUGGAGUUCCUUAGCUUCCAUGAUGGAGAUUUCCCCACCAAGAUUUGUGACACAAACUAUGUGCAGUACCCGAACUACUGUGCCUUCAAAAGCCAACAGUGUCUGAUGAGAAACCAGGACCAGAAGGUGUCCCGUAUGAGAUGUCUGCAGAACGAGAGUUACACUAUCUUGUCUCCAGCCAAAAGUGAGGACCUUGUGCUUCGAUGGAGCCAGGAAUUUAGCACCUUGACUCUGGGCCAAGUCGGAUGAGCUGGGGUUCUUCCUGUCUCCACCCCAACCUGCACUUUCUACAUUCUCCAUUGCUUUUAGACUCCAUUUGUCAUCAGUUUGCUUUCAGGCUGCCCCUUUUUGGUCUCUUACCUUGAUCCUUACUCACAUUUUUGUUGGGUCAGGGAAACAGUCCCAGAAAGGUUCGUGAUGGAAACUCCACCCACCUUAAAGGAUGUCUUUGCAUAAAGUGUUUAUU
This is a messenger RNA of Molossus molossus (Pallas's mastiff bat), 1906 nucleotides long. It is a transcript of the gene ACRBP, whose product is annotated as acrosin binding protein. The transcript has 11 exons. Gene Ontology annotation, cellular component: nucleus; acrosomal vesicle. Lineage: Eukaryota; Metazoa; Chordata; Mammalia; Chiroptera; Molossidae. The record is from RefSeq and is a predicted model, not a curated record. Bases 1 to 1689 code for a protein of 562 amino acids.